This is a messenger RNA of Boleophthalmus pectinirostris (great blue-spotted mudskipper), 3477 nucleotides long. RefSeq names its product Fanconi anemia group A protein-like. Bases 1654 to 3477 code for a protein of 607 amino acids. Gene Ontology annotation, cellular component: Fanconi anaemia nuclear complex. Gene Ontology annotation, biological process: interstrand cross-link repair. Lineage: Eukaryota; Metazoa; Chordata; Actinopteri; Gobiiformes; Gobiidae. The transcript has 20 exons. The record is from RefSeq and is a predicted model, not a curated record.
AAACAUGUGGUGUCAUGUUUAUCUGUGGUACCUUCACUUUCACACUUUCCUCUCUGUUUAAACAGAACAGUGUGUUGAAACCUGAGGGUUUACAGACUUAGUCACACCCAGUAACAGUAGAACUUUCCCCUCACAAAGAAAGUGGAGCUGAUUCUGAGCUCAGUUUUCAGACACACCUCCUGUUUCCACAGUUUAACCUGAUAAUAUUUCAUAAAGGACAUAAUCUCAUACUUUUGUAAUGUUUAAGUCACUGCGAUAACUUUUCUGACCUGCACAUUUUGAGGCCCUGAUAUGGAAACAACAUAAAGCCCUAUAAUGAUGAAUGCUGGUGUUGUGUCCUUGGGCAAGACCAGGGUGAUCAGACGUUAGGGUUAAAGUUACCUUAACCCCUGUCCCAGCAGAUUUAUACAAAACCAAUGAUUUCUCCCAGUUUUGUACAAGGAAUGUCCCAGGUGUCUCUAUUUUGGACCAAUCUGAUCCUGCCACAGUGAAAGAGACAUAAACUAACAUUUGUUUUGGUAAAAUACAGAAAAUCUGUUUAAAAACAAAACACAAAAAAAUGUGACUAUACUGACUCACAUACGAGCCAAGUGCACAACAGUUUUCCUUAAAGGAAACACACUCGUUUCACAAUUUUAUUAUCACCAACCUCCAAAAACCAGGGACAUCCCAGUUUUUAUUUUGAAAAUCUGGACACAUUGGGCAAGACACUUGGCCCUGCUCAUCUCCAGGUCCAGUUAUUGGCUCAGUUUAAAUGAACCAAACAACACAGUGUAAUGUGGAGUUACUAUUUAUGUUUUUUAUUUAUUUACUAUAAACGGUUCGUGCCACAGUCGUCACUCUCAGUGAGAAUGUGUCGUCUGCAAAAGUGAAAAGGAGCAGGGAGCAGAAGAUGACUCUUUCUGCUCCUUUUCAUUCAUUUCUUGUGUGUUUAACAUUAGGACACUGUUAAUACCUUCUUAUACUUUAUGAAAUAAAUAAAUAAAUGAAAGGUUCACUGAGCUCAAACAGACUCAGGUCUAGAGGGACACAGGACCACAGAAUCUGACCCAAAUCACACGCUCUGAAACACCUGGGUAUUUUUCUACUUUGACUUAGGCAGCUUAAAAAAAACAAACAAACAAACAAAAAACAGGCAAAACAGGAUUUUAAAAAUAAUCCAACAAUAUUGUUGUAAUUCAAAGUACAGGAGAGAUUAUCUUCUCCAGAUGCUGAGUCCUGUCUGUCCCUGGUCCUUGUGCACGCGCUGCUCUGGGGUCCGUGAAGUGAAAAACAAAACUGAAACCAAUCACUUAAAACCUAAAAACCUGCACAGGGACGAGGUGGAAAUGUUCUCCAGCGCUACAGCUGUUAAGUCUUUCUCCUGUUAAGGUUCAUGUAGAUUGUGCACUGUCCCUGUCUCAUGAAUCAACUAUAAAUAAAUAACAAUAAAUACUGAAAAUAAAAUGUUUUGAGGACUGGUCUUGACCUCCCCGCACACACAGGGGGCGCACUGCGCGUCUGAGUCUCACCACAGGAUCCUGUGAAGAAGAAAAGUGCCAUGAGCGCGCCAGCCUCAACAGCAGCGACACAAACACCGGACUUUUCUGCGCUUUUCCAUUAAAAUAAGAUUAAAGUAAGAUUAAAACCGCAUGACUUUAGUCCUGUGGCGCCAUGGCUCUCAGCCCCAGCGCUUCGGGCAGUUUGGUGCCGCAGAAAAGACCCGUGUCCAGUUUAUUCGUGGGUCGAGAGGUGAAGAGACCAAAGUGUGGAGGUUCUGUGCAGGAGGCGGCGCUCAGGUUCCUGCUGCAGAACCAGAACGUGGAAGAUCUGCUCACAGAGAGUUCCUCGUCUCUCAGCGGCUCCACAGAACCUCUCGUCCCCUCGACUCUGUCUGCGUCUCUUCUGAUGGGUGAGCUGAAGCGUGAGUCUGAGCGCCGCCGCGUUGCCCUGACGACGGUGACGGUGGGCGUGUUUGUGCAAAGACUGAAGAAGCUAACGAGGCUACGAGCUAACGAGGAGCUGCUGACGUCUCCGGACCGGGCCCAGCUCUGCGGUCUGCUGGAGUCGAGUCGGGAGCUGCUGUCCCAGGGGGCGCUGUGUCCCAAACUGCUCUGGAAGGAGCUCACCAGAGAAGAGAAAUUCCCAAAGUUGGAGGUGGUUUUCCAUCUUCAUUCGUACAACAUCGUCUCUCUGCAGGACAUUUUGGAAAGUCCUGGAGUCAGGUCCUGGUUGGUGUCAGAGUUGAAGACCCUGUGCAGCUGGAGUCCUGGAGAUGACCAUAAGCAGGUCCAAGAGCAAGUCCUGACCUUGGUGCUGCAGGUGUUGGUGGGCUCUGGGUUUGAAGUCAGUGAGGAGGGAACAUCUCUGAACAAAAGACUGUGUGGAGUCUGCAGCUCUGUCCUGGACCAAACGCUCUUCUGGCUUCUGGAGGCGGUCGAGAAAAAUGAGACCUCAUCAUCACCGGCAACGGGGGCACAGACAUGGAUUGAGCUGCUGGACUCGACUCUGUGUGGGACCCUGGUGUCUGCAGAAGCUCUCAGGAGGUUCUUCAAACACUGCCUCACAAAAACACUGACGUAUCAGCCUCGGCUCACAGUGUCUUCUGCCAUCGAGCUGCAGAACCAGUGGACCUUUGCCAAAACCAGCCCCCUCCUCACAAACCUCUUCUGUCAGCUCUCCAUGGUCUUCAGCGUCGAGCAGCUGUUUUCUGACCUGCAGCAGAUUCUGUCCACUCACGAAGUCAACUGGAGACAUGUGCUCAGCUUCCUCUCCACUGUGCUGGUUUACAACUCCUCUGCUCAGAACUCUCUUACAGAGCUGUUGGAUGUUUUGUUGAGAGCUGCUUUUCAGAGUUACGAUCUGGAGAGCGUCAUCACGGCCUUUUUACUGGCACGACAAGGAGCUCUGGAAGGACCUGCGGUGUUCCCCUCCUACAGCGACUGGUUCAAGAGGUGUUUUGGGGCGAGCAGCAGCCCUCACGCCUCCAGUAAAAAAGCUCUGGUGUUUCUGCUGAAGUUCCUGUCUGACCUGGUGCCCUUUGAACCCCCCCAGUAUCUGAAGGUUCACUUGCUCCAUCCUCCAUUUGUUCCACUGAAGCAUCGCAGUCUGCUGCAGGAGUACGUGUCUUUGGCCAAAACCAGGCUCUCUGACCUCAAAGAGUCACUGGAGGACAUGGGUCUGUACGAGGACGUGUCUGCAGCUCCAACUGAACAGUCUCAGCGUCAGGAGGAGCUGGACGUGGAGAAAGCCGUGUCUCUGUUUGAAAGCACAGGGAGGAUCUCAGCCACAGUCAUGGAGGCCAGUAUUUUCAGGCGGCCGUAUUUUCUGACCCGGUUCCUCCCGGUUCUUCUGACUCCAAGAGCGCUUCCUAACAAAGCCGACGUUCGCAUGAAGUUCAUAGAAGCUCUGAAAAAAGCCGAGAAGAUUCCUCCAGCUCAGUUUUCUUCAUAUGUGGAAUCCUGUGAGAAAGAGAAGCACAACGACACAGGUGUUUAA